This is a messenger RNA of Rotaria socialis, 345 nucleotides long. Lineage: Eukaryota; Metazoa; Rotifera; Eurotatoria; Philodinida; Philodinidae. The record is from the annotation of a GenBank genome assembly.
AUGGAAGGUGAUUACUAUCGCUAUUUUUCAGAAGUAACAACUGGAGAUGAAACUCUGAAAAUGAUUAAAGAGGCACAGCGGGCCUAUGAUGAAGCUAUAAACUUAUCCAAUGCAAACUUGUUACCGACACAUCCUAUCCGACUGGGUCUUGCUCUCAAUUACAGCGUUUUCCUGUAUGAGAUCAUAAAUAACCCAGGGUCUGCUUGUCGUUUUGCUAAGCAGGCAUUCGAUGAUGCUAUAGAGGAUUUGGACUCUCUUACCGAAGACUCGUACAAAGACACUACACUGAUCAUGCAAUUGCUUCGAGAUAAUCUCGUAUUAUGGACAACCGACAUGGAAGAAUAA